UCAUUAUUUGGCAACCAGAGAAGCAACGGGCAGGGCCGAAAGGGGAUCCCCGGGAUUUUUACACCGAACUAAGGGGUAAAUAGUUACUCUCAACGCGUGGGAAAGUCUCGAGGGAAGCUACUGCACCAUCACUCCUCCGUGACAAGAUGUCGGAGGAGGCCGUGCGUCAGACUCGCAGUCAGAAGAGGGCGCUGGUGGAGAAGGAGACGGUUCCCUCGGAAGCCGAGCUGAAGCGCAUCAAGCUGGAGCACUCGGACCCACAGCAACAGCAGCAGCAGCAGGCCGGUGUCGGCCCGGCUCUGGGGCUGGGGCUUGGUUUGGGUCUGGCCGUGGGCCCAGGGGGUGAUGCCGCCGCGGCCGCCGCCGGGCUCCGACUAGGGACCACCAACAACGCCGUGGUGGCCGGUGCCCCCAAAGUGGGCAGCCUCCUCAAGGCCGGAGAGGUCAAGGCCACCAUCAAGGUGGAACUGCAGACCAGAGACAGAGGAGACGAGCCCGUGGACAUGAGCACGACCAAGAGUGAGAUCAAGAAAGAGAGGCCGCCAACGCCAGAUGAUGUCAUCGUGUUGUCAGACAACGAGCCCUCCAGUCCGCUGAUGAAUGGCCUGAGCCACAGCGUGAGGAAGACGGACACAGAGAUGCUCAUGAAGAGCAGUCCAGAGGAGCGUGAGCGCAUCAUCAAGCAGCUGAAGGAGGAGCUGCGUCUGCAGGAGGCCAAACUGGUGCUGCUCAAGAAACUCAGGCAGAGCCAGAUCCAGAAGGAGACCAGCACACAGAAGCCCAUCAAUUCAGUGGCCACUCCACCCCCGCUGGUCAGAGGCACUGUUCCCACCAGUAAAGGACAGCUGCAACCGGGAUCAGGCCGCAGCUCUGGCACCGUCAUUCCGCCGCCGCUGGUACGCGGAGGUCAACAGGUCAACUCCAAGAUGGGAUCCCAGAACACCCAGAUCGUCAUGCCGCCACUGGUCAGGGGAGCUCAGCAACCGAUCUCGGUGACUCCCCAGCAGAUCCAGACGCUGCGGCAGCAGCACCAGGCCCACGCGGCCGGCUCGGGCCCCCCUCCACUGCUGCUGGCGCCGCGCGCCUCCAUGCCCAAUGUGCAGGUGCAGGGCCAGAGGAUCAUCCAGCAGGGCCUCAUCCGCGUGGCCAACGUGCCCAACACCAACGUGCUGGUCAACAUCCCACAGGCCUCCUCGACCAACAUGAAGGGGGGCGCCGGCGUGACCAACAGCCAGUCCAACGCCUCCUCCUCGGUGGCGAACGUGAACGAGUCCCCCGCCAGCCGGCAGGCGGCCGCCAAGCUGGCACUGCGCAAGCAGCUGGAGAAGGCGCUGCUGGAGAUCCCGCCGCCCAAGCCGCCCGCGCCGCAGAUGAACUUCCUGCCCUCCGCCGCCAACAACGAGUUCAUCUACCUGGUGGGCCUGGAGGAGGUGGUGCAGAUGCUGCUCGACUCGCUGGGCAGAGGGAAGCCCCAAAGCAGCGCCAGCGGCAGUGCGACAGGCACCAAGGAGCCCUUCACCUGCACCCAGUGCCAGACCGACUUCACCUCCCGCUGGAGGCAGGACAAGGGCGGCGCCAUCAUGUGCGAGCAGUGCAUGUCGUCCAAUCAGAAGAAGGCUCUGAAGGCGGAGCACACCAGCCGUCUGAAGGCGGCGUUCGUCAAGGCGCUGCAGCAGGAGCAGGAGAUCGAGCAGCGCAUCAUGCAGCAGGCCGCCAACGCGUCGCCCGUCUCCUCCUCCAAACCCUCUUCCUCCCCCUCCACCAACACCUCCUCCUCCUCCUCCUCCCUCUCCUCCUCCCCCCACGUGGUCAAGGCGGAGCAGCACAUGAUGGUGUCCCCGCAGUACAAGCAGGUCCGCGCCCAGUCCCUGGUGCAGGCGCACGCCGCCAACCGCACGCCAGUCCAGUCGGGCCGACACCACUCCACCAUCAAGCAGAGUCCAGGCCAGCUCCACUCGGGCCAGGGUGUGGGCGGCCGUUCCAUGAGCCACACGUUCUCCCCGUCUGCCCAGCAGCUGCAGAGUGCGGUGGCGGCGGCCGCUCUGGUCAACAGGCCAGGUAAGCAUGGCAUGCGCGCAGCAGGGGCAAAGGUCAGCAGCAGCAGCAGCGGCGGAGGCGGCAGUGGCAGCCACGGCAGCCACACCCACACCAGCCACAGCCACUCCCACAGCCACAGCCACACCAGUCGAGGCAGCCCCAGCAACGCCCAACAAGCCUGGAAGAAGCAGAACUCAGCCCUCAGCGCAGCAGUCACCAUGGCCUACGUGAACCCCAGCCUGUCCGUGCACAAGAGCACCUCUGCUGUGGAGCGCCAGCGCGAGUACCUGCUGGACAUGAUCCCCUCCCGAUCCAUCUCCCAGACGGCCAACACCUGGAAGUAACGACCUCACCUAGUCAUCACCACCUCACCUGGCCACGUUACCGCGGGGCCUCAUCCUCAACUCCCUCUCCUCUCCUCUCCUCUCCUCUCCUCUCCUCUCCUCUCCUCUCCUCCCCUCUCCUCUCCUCCCCUCUCCUCUCCUCUCCUCUCCUCUCUCCUCUGGUCCUCCUCAUCCCUCCUCACCGCAGCCCCUCCUCACCACCUGGCCACAUCACAUCAUCGUGGCCCCUCAUCCUCAACUCCCUCUCCUCUCCUCCGGUCCUCCUCAUCCCCUCCUCCUCCCGCCUCCCAGUUUCCUCAUCCUCCUCCUUUUUUUUUCUUUAUUGGACACAAGAAUUUAUAGUAGUUAUAAUUGUAAUGAUUUAUCAACUUGAAAAAAAAAAAAAGAAAAGGAAAAGGAAAAAAAAAAAAAGACAA
This is a messenger RNA of Engraulis encrasicolus (European anchovy), 2797 nucleotides long. RefSeq names its product GATA zinc finger domain containing 2Ab (gene gatad2ab). The transcript is spliced from 11 exons. Bases 147 to 2381 code for a protein of 744 amino acids. The record is from RefSeq and is a predicted model, not a curated record. Gene Ontology annotation, molecular function: sequence-specific DNA binding. Gene Ontology annotation, biological process: negative regulation of transcription by RNA polymerase II. Gene Ontology annotation, cellular component: NuRD complex. NCBI's taxonomy places the organism in Eukaryota, Metazoa, Chordata, Actinopteri, Clupeiformes, Engraulidae.